This is a messenger RNA of Acanthosepion pharaonis, 675 nucleotides long. Lineage: Eukaryota; Metazoa; Mollusca; Cephalopoda; Sepiida; Sepiidae. The record is from the annotation of a GenBank genome assembly.
AUGAGUCUUUUACGCCUAUCUAUCUAUCUAUCUAUCUAUCUAUCUAUCUAUCUAUCUAUCUAUCCCAAUCUGCUCAUCUCUCUAUCCAAAACCUUUUCUCUCUCUCUCUUUGUAUUUAAACCUGUUCAUAUCUAUCUAUCUAUCUAUCUAUCUAUCUAUCUAUCUAUCUAUCUAUCUAUCUAUCCAAAACUUCUCUCUCUCUCUUUGUAUCUAAACCUGUUCAUAUCUAUCUAUCUAUCUAUCUAUCUAUCUAUCAUUAUGUGUCCAUACCAUCUAGUUAUCGUUGUGUGUAUUCGCCUCCCAUUUCAUCGUACAUCUAUCAAUAUUCUUUGUUUUCUUUCUUUCUUUAUUUCUCUUUUGGCCCUCGUUUCGUUCAUAUCUAUCUAUCUAUCUAUCUAUCUAUCUAUAUCUAUCAAACUAGCUAGCUAUCAAGACUGUUCAUAUCUAUCUAUCUUCUAUCUAUCUAUAUCUAUCUAUCUAUCAAAAGUCUAUUCAUAUCUAUCUAUCUAUCUAUCUAUCUAUCAUCUAUCUAUCUAUAAAUCAAAGUCUAUUCAUAUCUAUCUAUCUAUCUAUCUAUCUAUCUAUCUAUCUAUCUAUCUAUCUAUCUAUAUCUAUUCAUAUUUAUCUAUCUAUAUAUAUCUAUCUAUCUAUCUAAUAUCUAUCUUUUCUACAUAA